UGUGGCCACUGCAUCCACACAGAAAAAAGAAUGGAAACGUAAAUUCCAUUUUAAUUUAGAGUGAAAUAUUCCAAAAAGAAAGAAAAAUCAAAUAUGACGGCGUCAACGGACGCGGAUAUGGAUUACUUGGGAGGCAGCAGCCCUAAAGCGAAUCUAACAGCCACCACAACAACAGCCACAUUUAUAACCACUUCCCUGCUGGAUGCCAAUGCCACGGAAAGCAACUCCUCCAGUGGCUAUGUCACCGAAAUGGAUCUGGAGGAGGCGUCCACCGAGGACGAGGAGAUGCUGAGGAUAGCCUUCUUCAUUGGCGACUUUGUCCACCAGUACUACAUCCCAAUCCUUUGCUGCACGGGCAGCAUUGGCAACAUUCUCUCCGUCUUUGUCUUCUUCAAGACCAAGCUGAGAAAACUCUCGUCCAGCUUCUACUUGGCAGCUUUGGCCGUCAGCGACACCUGCUUCCUGGCCGGCCUCUUUGCCCAGUGGCUGAACUUCCUAAAUGUGGACAUUUACAACAGGAACUACUUUUGCCAGUUCUUCACCUUCUUCAGCUACCUGGCCAGCUUUUGUUCCGUGUGGUUUGUGGUGGCCUUCACCGUGGAGCGUUUCAUAGCGGUCAUUUAUCCGUUGAAGCGCCAAACUAUGUGCACGGUGCGCCGGGCCAAGAUUGUACUAUCCGGCCUGACCCUCGUUGGCUGUCUCCACUGUAUGCCCUACAUCCUGAUUGCCAAACCGGUCUUUAUGCCGAAGCUUAAUACCACAAUAUGCGAUCUUAACUCGGAAUACAAGGAACAACUGGCCCUCUUCAACUACUGGGACUCGAUUGUCGUCUAUGCAGUGCCCUUUACCACCAUCGCGGUGCUCAACACCUGUACAGGUUGUACCGUGUGGAAAUUCGCCACCGUUCGCCGUACGCUGACCAUGCACAAGAUGAAACCUCAAACGAACAGCAUGCCCUCGAAUUCAUCGAACUCAUCCGGAGGGCUGUCUGCAGUGACCUCAUAUCGCACAUCUGCCUCUCUAAAGCGCCAAAAGUCAACGGGAACGCAUCCAAGUGGACAGCAUAACGUGGUCAUUAGGCAGCAGCAGGAUGAGGAGGAUCAGCAGCACCAGCAGCAGCAACAACAUCCUCAGCAUCAGCACCAGCACCAGCAUCACAUAAACAAUUGUCAACACCAUUGCGAGAUUACACAGAAGCCAGGUCGUCGCAAGGUACAGAACUCGUCGCAGCUGAAGGUAACCAAGAUGCUGCUGAUUGUCUCAACGGUUUUUGUCUGCCUAAAUUUGCCCAGUUGCCUGCUGAGGAUCGAGGCCUAUUGGGAGACGGAAUCGGCCAGGAAUGAAAACUCCACAAUUGCCCUGCAAUAUAUUUUUCACGCUUUCUUCAUCACAAAUUUCGGCAUCAAUUUCGUGCUUUACUGCGUCAGCGGACAGAAUUUCCGCAAGGCUGUAUUGAGCAUUUUCCGGCGGGUUUCCUCUGCCCAGCGGGAGGCGGGCAACACUCAAGUGACAGUUUCUGAAUACUGUCGUAAUACUGGCACCUCCACCAGGCGCAGGAUGAUGACCCAGCAUUGUUGGAACGAAAUGCACGAGUUGCAUCCACUCAAGUGAAUUGGGAAAAUGAAAAGGAAAUAAAAUGGAAACUCGCGCAGCUCUUCAAGAGCAAAUGAAGGAAAUCGCGUAAAACAGCCGGCGGAUAAGCAGGAAUUUUUCGCUUUUAAUUCGAUUUCAGCAAACAUAAUAAAAUAAGAGAGACAAAAGGAAAA
Drosophila kikkawai is the source of this 1766-nucleotide messenger RNA. It is a transcript of the gene CNMaR, whose product is annotated as CNMamide Receptor. Gene Ontology annotation, biological process: G protein-coupled receptor signaling pathway. Gene Ontology annotation, molecular function: G protein-coupled receptor activity. The record is from RefSeq and is a predicted model, not a curated record. Gene Ontology annotation, cellular component: membrane. NCBI's taxonomy places the organism in Eukaryota, Metazoa, Arthropoda, Insecta, Diptera, Drosophilidae.